This is a messenger RNA of Metschnikowia bicuspidata var. bicuspidata NRRL YB-4993, 1347 nucleotides long. RefSeq names its product N-acetylphosphatidylethanolamine-hydrolyzing phospholipase D. The coding region runs from base 1 to 1347 and encodes 448 amino acids. Gene Ontology annotation, molecular function: N-acylphosphatidylethanolamine-specific phospholipase D activity; zinc ion binding. Gene Ontology annotation, cellular component: cytoplasm; membrane-bounded organelle. NCBI's taxonomy places the organism in Eukaryota, Fungi, Ascomycota, Pichiomycetes, Serinales, Metschnikowiaceae. The record is from RefSeq and is a predicted model, not a curated record. Gene Ontology annotation, biological process: N-acylethanolamine metabolic process; N-acylphosphatidylethanolamine metabolic process. The transcript has a single exon.
AUGACGUCUUUCUUCAGAUUUACGAGAGGCACCCGGAUUGGGAUUGGGGCUCUUGUCUCAUAUACCUCUUUCGAAUCUUAUAUGUAUAUCAAAACUGCUCAUCUUAUACAAGAAAGAAAAGAUGCCAUAGAUUCAUCAAAGUCAGAUGAAAAUGAUGGUCGCUUGAGGUUUCAGUCGGCUACGAUAAAUGGUAUAUAUGUUAACCCUUUUGAAGAAUACCGACCACAAACUGCUUUCGAGUUUGUUUACGUUCGAAUCCUUGAAGUUCUUGAAAGCAUUUACGGCAACAAGGUUGAGAUGCAUGACCCCCACGUCACAUCCACUGGAGAAAUCGCUGAAGUAGAACAGUUUUUGCAAACUUUUAAGCCAAACUACGAGCUCCUAAGAUACAAUUCAAAAAUUUUGGAAAAUUGCUUACAUUCUGGUUCUUACGAAGCUUUGCUGAACACAGAAAGUAAAAGUGUCCCUAUCAAUCAGCAAUUGUUGUUUACAUGGUUGGGCCAAUCAUGUUCCCUUUUACAGAUUAGCGGAAUAAACAUUCUAACAGACCCCAUAUUUAGUGACUAUCUUUUCGCAAAUAAUGUUGGCCCUAAACGUCUUGUCAACUCGCCGAUGUCACUUGAAGAUGUCAACUAUGCUACCAACGAUAAUUUGAACCUCGUUUUGGUUUCUCAUAAUCACCCUGAUCAUCUUGAAAUGUCUUCUGCUCAAAAGAUCGGAAACUCGGCUCUUUGGGUAGUCCCAUUGGGCCUCAAACUGGUCUUACAAAGAAAAGGUAUAGAUAAUGUUAUCGAGAUGGAUUGGUGGGACGUUCUACCGCUCAAUGAUCAUCUUUUCGGGGAGCGCGGUUCUGACUUUCCCGAUAAUUAUGAGCUCGUCUUCCUACCAGCGAUGCACUGGUCCGGAAGAUAUGUGGUAGAUGCAAACACAUCUUUGUGGGGAUCGUUUAUGAUCCGAAAGAAUGGGACAUCCCUUGUGUAUCACGCAGGUGAUACAGGCUUCUCAAAGGAACUUUUUGAUAAAAUUGGUCAGAAUUAUGGGCCUGUGACCUUAUCUUUAUUGCCAAUUGGACAGUAUUGUCCUUCGUGGCAUCAGAAACCGAGGCACGUGUCGCCAGAAGAAUGCUUCAAAAUUGCUUCACAAAUCAAAACUUCCAAUGUUAUGGGAGUUCAUUUCGGAACUUUCAAAUUAAGUUCUGAACCCAUAUUGGAACCAAAAGAACUAUUUAUGAAGCUUGCCGAGCUGCGCAAUAAAACUCCGUCGUACAGUGUUCCUGAGUUCGGGUUCACGUACGAGUACGAUAUCAAUCGGUCAGGACAAGUCGCCGAAAACACAUCUCUAGAGUGA